GAUAGCUCUGAAAUAGGAGGACCCUCCAGUUCAGAGGAACUCGAGCUCUCAACACUAUCCGAUGACGACUCCGAAGACGAAGAGACGGGCCUGACACAAUCAUCACAUCGCAAGACACGACGGCGGAAACAGAAGCACAUUCUCACACCCAACGAAGCCGAAGCCGAGAGGAGACUGGAAGAAGGCAUCGCACGCGCGAGUCUGAUCAAGAACACGAUCAUAAAUACAGUCUUGAUUCUUCUAUGGUACAGCUUCUCUAUAAGCAUCAGCGUAUACAACAAAUGGAUGUUCUCUGCCGGCAAUAAAGGACUGGACUUCCACUUUCCUCUGUUCACCACUUCCCUCCAUAUGCUGGUCCAGUUCAGCCUUGCGACUACAGUCCUCUUCUUCCUCCCUCGCUUCCGACCACAAGCCGCCGCGGACGCCUACAACCUCGAACACCAACAUGCGCACAAGCGCGACGGCGCUUACUCUCAACUCAAUAAUGAUGAAGACGGACCACCUCCUCCCGCCGAAAAACCCGUCCUCAUGACCAAAUCCUUCUACUUCACCCGUAUCACCCCCUGCGGCACCGCCACCGCUCUGGACAUCGGGCUGGGAAACUUCUCCCUCCGCUUCAUCUCCCUCACCUUCUUCACGAUGUGCAAGUCCUCCGUGCUCGCAUUCGUCCUGGUAUUCGCCUUCCUCUUCCGACUCGAGAAACCGACUUGGCGACUUUGUGCUAUCAUUCUGCUAAUGACGGUGGGAGUCAUCAUGAUGGUAGCAGGCGAAACAGCAUUCAACGCGCUGGGCUUUAUGCUCGUCAUGACAGCGUCGUUUUGCUCAGGCUUUCGAUGGUCCUUGACUCAGAUCUUGCUAUUGAGGAAUCCGGCGACGAGUAACCCCUUCGCCAGCAUCUUCUUCCUCACGCCGGUCAUGUUUGUGGCGUUGGUGGUAUUGGCAUUACCGAUCGAAGGACCGGCAGCAAUUGUGAAAGGAGUGGCAGAGUUGACAGCGGCAAAAGGGACUUUGCUGGGGAUCUUGAUCAUGCUAUUCCCGGGAUGUCUAGCGUUCAUGAUGGUCGCGGCGGAGUUUGCGCUGCUAAAGAGAACGAGUGUGGUCACGCUGUCGGUAUGCGGCAUCUUCAAGGAGGUGUUGACCAUCUCCGCGGCGUCGGUCACCUUUGGAGACGAGCUCUCACCCAUCAACGUGAGCGGGUUGAUAGUGACCAUUGCGAGCAUCGCGGGCUACAAUUGGUUAAAGUACAGCAAGAUGCGAAGAGAUGCGAAGAAG
Molecule: messenger RNA, 1272 nt
Organism: Zymoseptoria tritici IPO323
Lineage: Eukaryota; Fungi; Ascomycota; Dothideomycetes; Mycosphaerellales; Mycosphaerellaceae
Exons: 1
Biological process (GO): UDP-glucose transmembrane transport
Cellular component (GO): endoplasmic reticulum-Golgi intermediate compartment; cis-Golgi network; Golgi apparatus
Molecular function (GO): antiporter activity
Source: RefSeq, a predicted model, not a curated record